Messenger RNA from Petromyzon marinus (sea lamprey), 3967 nucleotides. RefSeq names its product cytochrome P450 4F3-like. NCBI's taxonomy places the organism in Eukaryota, Metazoa, Chordata, Hyperoartia, Petromyzontiformes, Petromyzontidae. Gene Ontology annotation, molecular function: heme binding; monooxygenase activity; iron ion binding. The record is from RefSeq and is a predicted model, not a curated record.
AGGAGGAAGAGAGGGAGAGAGGGGGUGACCACAACGCAGGAGGCUGAUUGGAGGAACUCCUUCUCGCGUGGCGUCCACGGCGACCUCACCGCAGGUGCCGCCCCGCGCCGUCUCCGCUCCUCCACUGAGACCCUGGGCCGGGCGGGUUUCGCGCUCUCGCCGCUCAUCAGCAGCCCGCAGGCCGCCCGCUGCGGGCACUCGUCACGCGCGGCAAGCGGUCGCACCUGUCCAGGAGCCUGCGCGGUAACCGCGAUAGGACGCGGGCGUUCUCCGCCCUGUUAAUAACAAACCCACGGAGUCGGGGUCCCUGGAUCAACACUGAGCAAAGGUUGAAGUUCACCGCCGUGGCUUACAACCUGGGGCAGCCGGACCCAGCAACCGGGGGCAGCCGGGUCCAACUUUAGCGGAGGCCAAAAAGCGAACGCACCUCCUACUGUCCCGUGACCUCCUGCACCUAGCUUGGCACAGCAGCGCUACCACGGCGCCCGGCUCCGCCCCGUGAUCUCCUGCCGGCAGCGAGGGCCUUCCGCACGAGGCGCACCCAGCCCGGCGCGAGCGCCGUCCGAUCGUCCGUCCGUUGCCGCCCCAGAGGCCGCGCUCGGGAUGGCUCCGGUGCUGCUGGCGCUGCUGGUGGUGCUGCUGUCCGUGGCGCUGCUGGGGGCCGUCCGCGCCACGCGGGCCGUGCUCGCGUACCGCCUCAACGCGCGACGCCUCGCCUGCUUCCCCGAGCCGCCACGCCACAGCUGGCUGCUGGGACACUUCGGCAUCAUCCGGAACACGGAGGAGGGCCUGCGGACCGUGUGCGAGAUCGUGCGUCGCUUCAAGGUGUCCAACCUCACGUGGUUCGGGCCCUUUCCCUUUAUCCGCCUCUACCACCCCGACUACGUCAAGUCUGUGCUCAUGGCCUCAGCGAGCGUCGCCGAGAAGGACGACUUUUUCUACCGGCUGCUGAGACCGUGGCUCGGGGAUGGGCUGCUGCUGAGCCGCGGUCAGCGCUGGUCACGCCAACGCCACCUCCUCACGCCGGCGUUCCACUUCAGCAUCCUGCAGCCCUACGUCUCCGUGUUCGACCGGAGCAUCUCCGCCAUGCACGCCGGCUGGACGGAGAUGCUGCGGAGCGGCAAGAGUUCGGUGAACGUGUUCGAGUCGGUGAGCCUCAUGACGCUCGACAGCCUCCUCAAGUGCACCUUCGGCCAGGACAACAUCUGCCAGCAGGAGUCGAGCCGCUACAUCAGCGCCGUCUACGAGCUGAGCAAGCUCGUGAUCAAGCGCGAGUUCAACUUCCUGCACUACCCCGACGCGAUCUACUGGCUGUCGGCCAACGGGCGCCGCGCACGUCACCUCUGCACCCUGGUGCACGACUACUCCCUCGGCGCCGUGCGCAGACGCCGCACUGCGCUCAGCCAGGGCGGCCGGCCGGGGAAGUUCCCGGACUUCAUCGACAUCGUCCUGCUGGCCAGGGAUGAAGAUGGGAAGGGGAUGACGGAUGAUGACAUUCAGGCUGAGGUUGACACAUUCAUGUUCGAGGGGCACGACACGACGGCGAGCGGCAUCAGCUGGGCGCUGUACAACCUGGCACGCCAUCCCGAGUACCAGCAGCGCUGUCGCCAGGAGGUGACGCAGCUCCUGCAGGCCAAGAACGGAGGAGGCCUCGAGUGGGACGACCUCUCCCAGCUGCCCUACCUCACCAUGUGCCUCAAGGAGAGCCUGCGGCUGCACCCGCCCGUGACGGCGGUGGCACGAGCCUGCACCCAGGACGUGACGCUCACGGACGGACGCGUCAUCCCCAAAGGCAACACGGUGAUCAUCUCGGUGUUCGGCACCCACCACAACCCCCUGGUGUGGCCGGACCCAGAGGUGUACGACCCUGAGCGGUUCAGCGCCGACAAGGUGGACAAGAUCUCCCCUCACGCCUUCAUCCCCUUCUCCGCUGGACCCCGGAACUGUAUCGGGCAGCGGUUCGCGAUGGCCGAGAUGAAGGUGGCGCUGGCGCUCACGCUGGCGCGCUUCCGCAUCGCCGUGGACGCGACGCGCGCCGUGCGCCGUCUGCCCGAGCUGGUGAUGCGCGCCGAGGGGGGGCUCUGGCUCACCGUGGAGCCGAUCGGCGACCCUCCCUCGACCCCCCGGCACUGAGGGGCCGCGGGCAGAUCCCCCUGCGGCCGCCGCCCUCGUGAGCCAUCCUGGCUCACUCCACCAACCUUGGGUGUCGGUCGAGACACUGCCCCAUGGGGGGGGUGGGGGAGAUUGUAGUGUGGGAGACAGGCGAUCCUGAAAUGCUAAUUAUUUUAAAAUUUCAGUCUACGUUAACAAAUAAAUGACAUAUUUUCAUAACACAAUAAAGCACCAAUUUUCGAGGUCUCGAUGGGAGGACAAUAUCCCCCCACCACCACCCCUCCCCUUGGAUCCUCCACCACCGCCCGCCGGUUUUUCCCUCCACAUUCAGAAUCAACAUCACGCAUUUAGAGUAUUUGGCUGCUCUAUGUUUCCACGCGACGGUGAUAAGCCGCUUCGUUGCGUUACCGUUUGUGACAAUAGCCAGGUGGCUUCUGAAAAAGAGUGGCACAGCUCAGUAGAGCCUUAGCUGGUCAAAUAAAAAUAGUUUACAGUUUUUUGGAGUUCAUUAUCCUCCCUCGUGUCACGUUCUGCCACCAUGCUAUCGGGGCUCAUGACGAUGGCGGCACUGGAGAUGCGGCACGCUCUGUGGCUCCUGGCGAGGUACUCCGUGGUGCGAGGCUCCUCCAGGAGGUGCCGUGCUCUGCUUUUCACCGCAGUCCCGCGUGUCUCGGUGUCACUGGAUUAUCGUCGUCAUCCUGACGUUGGUCAUCCUCAUGGCGGCAUCACGGUCAUCGCAAUAGCGCCGUCGUCCAUCGUGGUGGUCGGUGGUGGUUGUGUAGUCAGUGGUGGUUAUUGUGGUGUCGGUGGUGAUUGUGACCGGUUGGAUGCGCUGUUGUUGUUGAUGAUGGUGAACCACACACACAUUUUAAUGAUUAAUUAUAUUUUUUUACUUGGUGGGGGGAGUUUAGCCCCCCAUUAACCCCCUUAAAUCUACAACUGUAAACGCACAAUACACAUGCAGCACAAACACAAUACAAAACAUAUACAAACAUAACACUGUACUUAUUAUUCAAACAGCAGAGAUUCUCUCAAUGCCACUUCCUGUUAUCCGUUGAUACUCCUCGGCAUUGAGGUUAUUUCCAAGAGAUAUUUUGCGGAUAAGAAGAGCAACCCAGAAGUGGCAGUCGUCUUCUUGCCGCACGGCUGCUGGCGUAGUUGCAAAGGCAACAACUACAAUGUCACAUUCAGGGUUGUGAAGCCCAGACGACCGCGUCAGGAACAGCGGGAGCGUAACAUCGCUGUGAUGAUGUCUCCUUUGAAAAUUUUGCGGAUCGGGGCAUGGUGUCAUUAUACGUCGUACGGUCUGAUCUGCACGAACACACUCGCGCACUGCUGCCGGAGAGUUUUUCAUCCGCAUCUACUGCCGUGGUUUGUGCAGUGGAUGCUGUUUAGGGUGGACCACGAGCUUCGUGGAAGUGGCAGUAAUUUCCUAUUUAUCUGUUGUUUGCAGUGAAGGGACGUUGCCGUGGUGUAACCAUGAGCAAAGUGGAACUUGCAAUCUGGGGGGACCGUCAGUCCCAGGAACUAAAAUGAUCUGCAGGCCUCAUUGACGUCAAACCCCGCAGCACCAUUUGGCAAAAUCACUCGGUGACCGUGCGUCCAGAACGCAGCUGCAGCGUGGGUCAGCCCAAAAUAAAUACAUUCGUGAAAGAUGACUGCAAGAUGACUGCAGGUAAUUUAAAUCGCGGCGGUGAGCCACGCUUUAGAUCGUGAGGAGACCUGAGACAUUGUUGCAUACCUGUCAACCCCUUAUCAGUGCCCUACCUUCUGCAAUAGACCAAUUCAGACCUUAUUGGUCACCCCGUGCCCCUUAUAAAUAUCAACGUCCAUCCUACAAAGCCCCAUCACCACA